Odobenus rosmarus divergens (Pacific walrus) is the source of this 1521-nucleotide messenger RNA. RefSeq names its product cytochrome P450 4X1-like. NCBI's taxonomy places the organism in Eukaryota, Metazoa, Chordata, Mammalia, Carnivora, Odobenidae. Bases 1 to 1521 code for a protein of 506 amino acids. Gene Ontology annotation, molecular function: monooxygenase activity; iron ion binding; oxidoreductase activity, acting on paired donors, with incorporation or reduction of molecular oxygen. The record is from RefSeq and is a predicted model, not a curated record. The transcript is spliced from 12 exons.
AUGGAGUCCUCCUGGCUCGAGAUGCGCUGGGCGCGGCCCUUGUACCUGGCCUUCGUGUUCUGCCUGGCCCUGGGGUUGCUUCAGGCCAUCAAGCUCUACUUGCGGAGGCUGCGGCUGCUGCGAGACCUGUGCCCUUUCCCCGCGCCCCCCACCCACUGGUUCUACGGGCACCAGAAGUUACUUCAGGAGGGUAAAAUGGAGAAAUUUGAGGAGAUUGUCGAAAAAUACCCUUGCGCCUUUCCUUGCUGGGUUGGGCCUUUUCAGGCACUUUUCUAUAUCUAUGACCCAGACUACGCAAAGAUAUUUCUGGGCAGAACAGAUCCCAAGUCCAAGUACCUGUACAAGUUCUUGAUUCCAUGUCCUGGAAAAGGACUUGUGAGUCUAGACGGACCCAAGUGGUUCCAGCACCGUGAACUACUAACUCCUGCGUUCAAUGUUAACAUCUUGAAAUCAUAUGUUGGGGUGAUGGCCCAUUCUGUGAACACGAUGCUGGGUAAGUGGGAGAAGAUUUGCAGCUCUCAGGACACAGUGGUGGAGGUCGAUGAGCACAUCAACUUGAUGACCCUGGACAUACUUCUGAAAUGUGCUUUCAGCCAGGAGACCAACUGCCAGAUAAGCAGCACCCAUGAUCUUUAUGUUAAAACAAUGUUUGAAGCCAGAAAAAUCUUUUAUCGCUUACACAGCUUCUUACAUCACCAUGACAUCAUUUUCAAAUUCAGCCCUCAGGGCCAACGCUUACAAGAGAUGGUCAAAAUUCUACAACAGUACACAGAAAAGGUAAUCCAGGAUAGAAAGAAAUUCCUCAAAGUUGAGAAGAAGCAUGGUAACACUCAGAAGCAGAAGUACCAGGAUUUUCUGGAUAUUAUCCUUUCUGCCCAGGCUGAAAAUGGCAACAGCUUCUCAGAUACUGACCUAAAGUCUGAGGUGAACACAUUCAUGUUGGCAGGGCAUGACACCAUGGCAGGGAGCAUUUCCUGGCUCCUCUACUUCCUGGCUCUGAACCCUGAGCAUCAGGAGAGAUGCCGGGAGGAGAUCAGGGGCAUCCUGGGGGACAGGUCUUCCAUCACCUGGGACCAGCUGGGUGAGAUGUCAUACACCACAAUGUGCAUCAAGGAGUCACUCCGACUGGCGCCUCCAGUCCCAUCUAUUUCCAGAGAGCUCAGCAAGCCCAUUACCUUCCCAGAUGGACGCUCCUUGCCUGCAGGAAUAACUGUGGUUCUAAGUAUUUGGGGCCUUCACCAUAAUCCUGCCAUCUGGGAAAAUCCAAAGGUCUUUGACCCCUUGAGGUUCUCCCAAGAGAAUUCUGAUCAGAGACACCCCUACUCCUUCUUACCAUUCUCAGCUGGACCAAGGAACUGUAUCGGGCAGCAUUUUGCCAUGAUUGAGCUAAAGGUGACCAUUGCCUUGAUUCUACUCCGCUUCAAGGUGGCUCCAGACCCCACCAGACCUCUUGUCUUCUUGUACCAGAUUGCCCUCAAAGCCAAGGACGGGGUCCACUUGCACCUAAAGAAACUCUCCUAA